This is a messenger RNA of Mauremys mutica (yellowpond turtle), 1845 nucleotides long. Its product is annotated as olfactory receptor-like protein COR4. The record is from RefSeq and is a predicted model, not a curated record. Gene Ontology annotation, molecular function: odorant binding; G protein-coupled receptor activity; olfactory receptor activity. Gene Ontology annotation, cellular component: membrane. The transcript has 2 exons. NCBI's taxonomy places the organism in Eukaryota, Metazoa, Chordata, Testudines, Geoemydidae. The coding region runs from base 376 to 1374 and encodes 332 amino acids. Gene Ontology annotation, biological process: G protein-coupled receptor signaling pathway; sensory perception of smell.
CCACAAAAUAGUGCAGUCUGGCCACACCCUGUCCUUCCCCUGGAUUGCUCCAACAUGCCUCCUAUAGCAGGUGCUGGGUCAGGGAGGCAAGGGAUGGGUUCUACAUCAGCCACAGAGCCCAUAUCCCCCCAGUGGCAAAAACCUUUGCAAAACUUUUAAAGAUAAUGCAUCUGCAUGUGAUUAUCCCCUGUCCCCUAGAGAAAUAUGCUGUAUUUUAACGAGUCUGCCUGUGCUUGUCUUGAUGAUCAGAGCUCAAAGGUGCUACAGGGAUCCUCUCCCAAAUGAUGCUAUGCCAAACAUGAACACACUUCCAUCCUAGACUUUGAAAUCAAGAAAGACGACAUCUCUCAGAAGCUAGCGCCCCAGGCUGAAUGAAUGGCUGGAGGAAAUUGUACGGCAGUGACCGAGUUCAUUCUCACAGGUGUGACAGAUCGUCCGGAGCUGCAGGUCCCCCUCUUUGUGGUGUUCCUAGUGAUCUAUGUUAUCACCCUGGUGUGGAAUCUGGGGAUGAUGGUUUUAAUCAGGAUCGACCCCCGUCUUCACACCCCCAUGUACUUCUUUCUCAAGAAUUUGUCUCUCGUGGAUGCCUGUUACUCCACAGUCAUCACUCCCAAGAUGCUGAUGAGCUUCUUAGCAGAGAGGAAAGCUAUUUCCUAUACAGCGUGCAUCAUCCAAUAUUUUAGCUUCAUAUUGUUGGUCAUCUCUGAGUGCCUUCUGCUGGCAGUAAUGGCAUAUGACCGUUAUGUAGCCAUCUGUAACCCACUGCUGUAUAUGGUCAUCAUGUCACCAAAGCACUGCCUGCAGCUGGUGGCUGGUUCAUAUCUAUGGGCCUUCCUGAACUCCGUGAUACACACGAGCGGUUUGUUAAGAUUAUCCUAUUGCGACUCCAAUAUCCUGAAUCAUUUUUUCUGUGAUAUCAACCCACUUCUAAAGCUCUCCUCUUCUGGCACCUCUAUCAAUCAGCUGCUUGUUUUCCUCUUUGGCAGUCUGAUUGAGGUGAUCAGCAUUGUGACCAUUCUCAUCUCAUACAUCUUAAUUAUUGUGACUGUGCUGCGGAUCCGCUCCACCGAGGGCAGGCGCAAAGCCUUCUACACCUGCACCUCCCACCUGACAGCCGUCUCCAUUUUCCACGGGACAAUUCUCUUCAUGUAUUUCCGACCCAGCACCAGCUACUCAUUGGACACAGACAAAAUGGCCUCCGUGUUCUACACUGUGGUGAUCCCCAUGCUGAACCCCCUCAUCUACAGCUUGAGGAACAAGGAUGUGAAGGAUGCCCUGAGGAGAGCAAUAGAGACAAAAUUGAGGGCCCAUUUUUCCCCAAAGGGUGUCAGAAUAGGACAACCAAAUCCUCCAAUGGCUUCUCUGCACACAUAGGACUUGUCUCCACUAUGGGGUGGAUCAAUGCUGCGGUGAUAAAUCCACCGGGGGACAAUUUAGCAGGUCUAGUGAAGACCCACUGGAUCAACAGACUAUCACUCUGGCAUUGACUCCACCAGAACGAGAUAAGUAAGGGGAGUCUACGGGAGAGUUUCUUCUGUCGACCCAGUGCAAUGUGAACCCCGUGGUAAGUAUAUCAAAGCUAUAUCAACUUGAGUUAUGCAACUAACGUAACUCAAACUGUGUAGCUUAGAUCGACCUGUCCCCGUAGCGUAGACCUGCCCAUUGGCUCUGAUUCAGAAAGUCCUUAAGCACAUGUUUAAGGAUCUCUCCCUUUGACUUCAGUGGGGCUUAAGCACAUGUUUAAAGUUAAACAUGUAUUUAAGUGCUGCUUUGAAGAGAGAUGUGUUCCUGAAUAGAGGCCUUAUGUGCAUAAAAAGGCCAUGUCAGUUAUUAAAUGAUGGCUUG